AUGAUUAAUUAUUAAAACAUAAAUCUUGAAAUUUCUAAAUAUCAAAUUAUGGUAAUUGGAGAUAAUCUUGAUGGAAAAUCUUCUGUAAUAAAAGGAUUACUUAGGUAGAAAGAGUUUAGUUAAUCUGCUUUCUAGCUGCCCUUCUAAAAUUUACCCAAAGAGCUUACUGUCAAUAAAAAAAAAGUGAAUUUGCACCUUUGGGAUAUAAACACAAAUUUUUAGUUGCAAGAACACUUUUCUCUUAUAAAAUAAACUAUCCAACUACAAUAGGGAUUCAUUUUGGUUUUUGAUGUCAAUAAUGAGGAAUCGCUCAGAAACCUUACUAAAUGGUAUAGGAUUAUACUAGAGACAACCCUCUUAGAAGACAUUAAUCCUAAGAUUUAUUUGUUAUCUACAGAUUGCUACCAUUAUAAUAAUGGAUAUAAAACUCUUUCCAAACGAGACAUAGAUGAAUGGAUUGAAGACAACGAAGUCACUAAAUAUAUUGAGAUAUAAAGAGAUAUCAUCUACAACAUGAACUAUCCGUAUUUUAAAAAAUUAUUGACCAGUAUUUUAAACCAUAUCUCUAUUUAUGGAGAAAAUUGA
Messenger RNA from Tetrahymena thermophila SB210, 585 nucleotides. Its product is annotated as Gtr1/RagA G motif protein. The record is from RefSeq and is a predicted model, not a curated record. The transcript has a single exon. NCBI's taxonomy places the organism in Eukaryota, Ciliophora, Oligohymenophorea, Hymenostomatida, Tetrahymenidae. Gene Ontology annotation, molecular function: GTP binding; GTPase activity.